CUCGUCAAGCAAUGGGAAGGAGGGAUUCGUGCACUACACUUUCUGUGUAAUUUUCUGGGUGAAUAAAAAUACGCGACUUAAUUCUAUAAAUGGGGAGAAAUACGCUUAAGUUGUUCGUCCAAAUAUCAUCAGCAAUAGAACAGUAACUGGGAAACCCCGUACGCUCUCAAAAUAAACUGAUUUAUUAGAGAUUGAUUGGGUUUUUUUUUUUAAAGAAAGAGAGGGAUUAGGAGAGAAAGUUUAGAGUCUUUCAGAGAGAGAUGGGAAUGUGUUGUUCUGGUUUAAGUGGUGAUGUGGCAGGGGGGAAACAGGGCGUUGGUGGAGCCCCACAGCCGCCCAUCACAGCCCAAAACAAUCACGGUCACAAUGACGCGGUUGACUUCUUCUUCCGGUCGCGUGGCGUCCAAGCCCUCUUUACUCAAAUUGAGUUAUCUUUAUCUGCUUCAAAGUUACUUGAUCGUGACAUAACAUCAAAGAGUGACCCCAUGACAGUUGUUUAUGCAAAGAAAAGAGAUGGGACACUGGAGGAGAUUGGGCGUACAGAAGUCAUCAUGAACAAUUUGAACCCUGCUUGGAUUGAAAAAAUUUCAAUUGCUUAUCAAUUUGAGAUUGUCCAGCCAUUGGUCUUUCGAAUUUAUGAUGUUGAUACCAAUUAUCACAAUGUACCAGUGAAGAUGCUAAAGUUGAACGAUCAGGACUUCUUGGGAGAAGCCAGCUGUGCCCUGUCUGACAUUGUGACGAAACCAAGUCAGACUUUCACCAUAAACCUCCAUAACAAAUAUAGACCUGGAGUACCAAGAAACUUGGGGACACUAUCUGUCCAUGCUGAGGAAACAGUUGCUUCUAAGAGUGCUGUUGAAAUAGCAUUCCGCUGCUCCCAUUUAGAAAAUGUGGACAUGUUUUCCAAAAGUGAUCCAUUCUUAAGAAUAUCUAGAAUUGUUGAGAGUGGAGAUCCUGUUCCGAUCUGCAAGACAGAUGUAAUAAGCAACGACUUGAAUCCCAUUUGGAGGCCAGUAACUUUGAGCAUGCAGCAAUUUGGAAACAAGGAUAAUCCAUUAAUUAUUGAAUGUCUUGAUUUCAAUAGUUCUGGAAAUCAUGUUCUUAUAGGGAAAAUUCAGAGAUCAGUGGGUGACCUGGAGAAACUUCACCUAGGAAGAAGUGGUGCAAAUUUUGUUAUACCCUCUGGUCAUCACGGUCAUGAAAAGGUUCUCAAAAGUCAGUUGUUUAUUGAUAAGUUUAUUGAGAAAGAACAAUAUAGUUUUCUGGAUUAUAUUUCUAGUGGCUUUGAGCUAAAUUUUAUGGUUGCAGUUGACUUUACAGCUUCGAAUGGAAAUCCUCGAAAUCCAGACUCUUUGCACUACAUUGACCCUUCAGGCCGAUUGAAUUCUUACCAGCAGGCUAUAAUGGAAGUAGGGGAGGUCAUACAAUUUUAUGAUUCUGACAGACGCUUUCCUGCUUGGGGAUUUGGAGGGAGAACAGUUGAUGGUACUAUAUCACAUUGUUUUAACCUGAAUGGAAGUGCCAAUGAUUUUGAGGUUGAAGGAGUUGAAGGCAUCAUGGCUGCUUACAGGAAUGCUCUCCACAAUGUUUCUCUGGCAGGACCCACUCUAUUUGGUCAGGUGAUAAACGUGGCUGCACAAAUUGCUGGUCAGUCCACCUCAGGUGACAGAAGCAAGUAUUUUGUUUUGCUCAUUAUAACGGAUGGAGUUGUGACAGAUCUUCAAGAAACCAAAGAUGCUUUGGUGAGAGCAUCUGAUCUUCCCCUUUCAAUUCUUAUUGUUGGAGUAGGAGGUGCAGAUUUUACACAAAUGGAGAUUCUUGAUGCUGAUAAGGGUCAUCGGUUAGAAAGCUCUACAGGUCGGGUAGCUACGCGAGACAUUGUACAAUUUGUUCCAAUGCGAGAAGUUCAAAGAGGACAAAUUUCUGUUGUUCAAGCACUUUUGGAAGAGUUGCCCGGACAGUUUUUGAGCUACAUGCGAUGUAGAGAUAUCAAACCAUUCAAUCUUCACGUGGCCGAAACUCCUACUUGAAAAACCACCAAAAUUUCAAAAUUAGAGUAAAUAUGUUAGUAUUGUAAUAACUGUUCAGAAGUAGUAGGAAUUGAUGGUAUAGAUAUUAGGAAACU
Pistacia vera is the source of this 2125-nucleotide messenger RNA. Its product is annotated as protein BONZAI 3-like. The record is from RefSeq and is a predicted model, not a curated record. Gene Ontology annotation, cellular component: plasma membrane. Gene Ontology annotation, biological process: cellular response to calcium ion. Gene Ontology annotation, molecular function: calcium-dependent phospholipid binding. NCBI's taxonomy places the organism in Eukaryota, Viridiplantae, Streptophyta, Magnoliopsida, Sapindales, Anacardiaceae. The transcript is spliced from 16 exons. Bases 261 to 2030 code for a protein of 589 amino acids.